Messenger RNA from Eriocheir sinensis (Chinese mitten crab), 7139 nucleotides. It is a transcript of the gene Fim, whose product is annotated as plastin-2-like. The coding region runs from base 217 to 2187 and encodes 656 amino acids. The record is from RefSeq and is a predicted model, not a curated record. Gene Ontology annotation, molecular function: calcium ion binding; actin filament binding. Gene Ontology annotation, biological process: actin filament bundle assembly; actin filament network formation. The transcript is spliced from 11 exons. Gene Ontology annotation, cellular component: cytoplasm; actin filament; actin filament bundle. Lineage: Eukaryota; Metazoa; Arthropoda; Malacostraca; Decapoda; Varunidae.
CGCCAACACAGGCAGCACUCUUCCUCCUUGCUCAAGCCUCCCGCCGCCAGCCGCCCGCCGCUCACCGCGCAGGCGCACAGCAGCAGUUUACAUUGUCCUUUAUUACACACAAUAUCUCAAGUGUAAUAAUUCCAUUGGUUAAAAGAAUACACAAACAUACUCAUUUGGGGCCAAUCAAGUGACCUGAGACUUUACAAAAAUCCCGAACAGUCAACCAUGAAGUUCAGGAAGGGAGAUAACUACAAGGAGUUGCUGGAACGUAGCGGGGCAGCGCACUACCGCCAGUCUGACAAAAUGGCUUCGAGGGAGCAUACGGCCACGUUCAGUGAGGAGCAAAUCGAGGAAUUAUGUGAAAUGUUCGAGACGAUUGACCGGGAUGGCAAUGGCUUCAUUGAUGUGUCCGAGCUCAAGAAAGCCCUGGAUGUGGUGGGCUUCAAGCUCCCACAGUGGGAGGUGCGCAAGAUGGUCGAGGACUGGGACAGGGACACCAAGGGGCCUGGCAAGGGGAAACUGAGCUUUGAGGAGUUUCAGAAUAUGUGUGCUGGAUUGAAAGCGCAAGAUGUUGCAAGCACUUUCAAGAAGAUGGUGAACAAGCGAGAGAACCUUGAGACCCUUGGAGGUAUGUCCACAGCCUCUUCUGAGGGUACUACACACUCCGUGAGGCUGGAAGAGCAGCUUGCAUUCUCAGACUGGAUCAACUCUAAUCUUGGCCAUGAUCCUGACCUCCACCACCUCUUGCCUAUUGAUGGUGAGGGACGCUACCUCUAUGACAAGGUCAAGGAUGGUAUUUUGCUUUGCAAGGUGAUCAACCAUUCCUGUCCUGACACCAUUGAUGAGCGAGCCAUUAAUAAGCGGAACCUGACAGUGUACACCAAACACGAGAACCUCACCCUCGCCCUGUCUUCCGCUCAGGCUAUUGGUUGCAAUGUUGUCAACAUUGAUGCUCAUGAUCUUGCUAAGGGUAAGCCCCAUCUGGUUCUUGGGCUGCUGUGGCAAAUCAUCCGCAUUGGGCUGUUCAACCAGAUCACGCUGGAGCACUGUCCAGGCCUGGCUAACUUGCUGCAGGAUGGCGAGAAGAUUGAGGAGCUCAUGAAGCUGUCUCCUGAGGCCAUCUUGCUUCGAUGGGUCAACCACCACCUCGAGCGUGCUGGUGUAAACAGACGCUGCACCAACUUCAUGGGUGACAUCAAGGACUCGGAGAUCUACUCAUACCUCCUCAAGCAGAUUGCUCCUAAUGAAGCUGGAGUCACCAUGGAGGCACUCACGGAGCAAGAUUUCAUCCAGAGGGCUGAGUUGAUGCUGCAACAAGCUGAAAAGCUGGGCUGUCGCAGUUUCCUCACACCUCAAGAUGUGGUGGAGGGUGUGUACAAGCUCAAUGUGGCAUUCGUGGCCAACCUGUUCAACAACCACCCUGGCCUUGACAAGCCUGACAACAUUGACUUUGAGGGUCUGGACCACAUUGAGGAGACUAGAGAAGAAAAAACUUACCGCAACUGGAUGAACAGUAUGGGUGUCAAUCCUCACGUCAACUGGCUGUAUUCAGACUUGGCUGAUGGAAUCAUCAUCUUCCAGCUGUAUGACAUCAUCCGACCGGGUGUGGUAGACUGGAAGCGUGUCCACAGCAAAUUCACCAAGUUGAAGAAGUUCAUGGAAAAGUUAGAGAAUUGUAAUUAUGCCGUGGAACUUGGUAAGCAGCUGAAAUUCAGCCUUGUGGGUAUUGCUGGACAGGACCUUGCUGAUGGCAACCCCACCCUCACACUGGCCCUGAUCUGGCAGUUGAUGCGGGCAUACACCCUCUCCAUCCUGACACAGUUAGCCGAGUCUGGCAACCCCAUAGUGGAGGCUGAGAUCAUUACUUGGGUGAACACAAAGUUGAAGGAAGCUAAAAAGAACUCCGGCAUUAAGAGUUUCCAGGAUUCCAGCCUGCAGAAUGCUGUGGCUGUAAUUGACUUAGUGGAUGCCAUCAAGCCAGGAACAAUUAAUUAUGAUGUUGUUAAGCUGACUGGAGAUGAGGAGGACAACAAUGCAAAUGCCAAAUAUGCCAUAUCAAUGGCACGGAAGAUUGGUGCCCGCAUCUAUGCCCUGCCUGAGGAUAUCACAGAGGUGAAGCCCAAGAUGAUUAUGACAGUGUUUGCCUGUCUGAUGGCUCGAGACUACAUACCCAACAUGGAUACGAAAAAAAACUGAAUAGAACAACAUAGGAAUGAUUGAUGUACAUGUUGUGUGAAUGAUAUGUAAUGUUUUUAAUUGUGUAUAAGACUUUUUUAUAAAUUUUACAUCAAGCUUUCCUACUAUUGUGUAUGGCUAAGGCUUUUUGAUGUGAACAGUCAGUAACAUAGGCCUCAUGCCUGCUUAAAGGUAAAUACCCAUGAAACGUUUAGUGCCAAUGCUUUUACUCAGUCACCUGACUUAAGAAAGUAUGAGAAACUUUUUGACCAUAGCCUGUGCUUUGAAGCCACUGUUUCAUGAGUAUUACCUUGGCAAGCAUCCUUUUACAUGGACCAUUUUCCCAACUUUGCUUGGACGUCAGUUGUAUAUACGAGUUUAGUUGCUACAACAAUGAGCCAGAGUUAUGGCUGUAGUUUUUAUAUCAGCAUAAGUAGUGUUUUAUAUUGUAGUGUGCAGUUACAAUUUGUGAGAGUAAAAUAGUCACCAGUCUGACCAAAGUAUUAAAAAGAGUGAGAAUAUGUAUACCUGAGCAAAUUUUGUACUUUUCUGCCCAAACUAGUGCAAUCAAUGUCACUGACUCAUCAAGUUGCAUUCCAAGUUUAAAGACUGAGCACCCUUAGUCACUAAUUCUAUUAGAAAAGGAAGUACUAGCACAUAUCUUGUUCAUUUACAAUGGUUUGAUGGUCUUCGUAAUCCCAUUGUUGGUGAAAGGUUCCUAUAUUGCAAAAUCAAAGAUCACUUAAGAAGCAACAUAAUAAUGUUCUUAUGAUAAAACCAUCUGUAUAAGGAAUUUUUUACUUGCAAAUCGAAAAUAGCAUAUCUCAGGGCAAUAUCUCAGUCCCUUCAUGGCUUCCCAUAUCUAAUGCUGCAGUGGUAGCAGAUUCUGUGAUGUUUCAGCCACUCUAAUUAUGAUGUUGCUAAGCUGACAUAUGUAUGCUUCUGGUGACCCAGUUUCCCUAGAGAAAUGUGAGUUAUAGAAAAAAAAAGGAGUGACAAUUAAAUGAUUGUUCACAGCAAUACAUGCAGUUAAUGGGGGCCCCAGUCCCAACCUAAACCUUGUUUGAUGUAGAAGCAACAUCUCUUUCAAAUGCCUCUUAUAACCAUGCUAUGAGUACAGAGGUCCACAAUUCCCACUCCCAAUGCCAUGAGUGUGAGUUACCUUGCUGCUGUCGUGCCGAUGCCGUCCAGGUCUGGGCAGGAACUUGAGUGUGAGGUAGGAUGAACUCAUUGCGUGAUCUCUGCAACCCAGGGUGCCACAGCAGGGGAACACACCGGUCAAGCUUGAAGAGUAAGGCCAAGACACACAGAGUAGAGCUAGGUAACACAAAACAUAAUGUCUACUUAGUACUGUUGACAACAUAACCAUAGGUACGUACGGUAGUGGCAGCAAUGAGUGAGGUCAGAUGGCGGUGUGAGCGCGCUACUCCAUAGCUGGUGAACAGCCAGGCUUGAUUUGGCCAGCUGGUUGGUUCAGUGGCUGCCGGCUGUCUUGACCCACCUUCUUGUCACUACUGCUGCUUGAGGCAAGGGGGUUGCCUAUGAGUGGGGUGACACUACUGCUGGCUGGCUGCAUGACUCCCUUUGGUGCAUUCUGGGCCCACAGCCUUCACCUUGGGUCAGUUCCUCAACUCCAGGUACCACAGCACUUGCAAGCUAUUAGUGAUAAACCUGCCAGCUGACCCUGGAGGCCUUUGACCCUCUCACUGUGGGGCCUCUUCCACACCUUACAGACUCCUUCCUCAGCGAGUCACCCUCCAUACUACCACUCAGACAGUGGCAACCCCUUGACUGUUACACAUCUAACCUCGACUGCCUUUGUUUGGCUGCCACCGCCCACCCAAACAGCGCAAUAAUGCCAUGCAGUAGAAUAAGGAGUAAUGUAUCCUGUAACCUUUUUAUUUUAUUAAUCUUCAUACAUAGUUAUGAAAGUUGAUCAUUUUAAACACUUACAAGCAAUGUCACAUCAUGGAAAUAUCAUAUAAUUGACAUACAUGCAGGCUGCAUUAAAGAUUGCUGUAAUUUGCACAGAAAUAACUGAUGAAUGAUAAUUAGAUACAAUUAUGUCCAUAAAUGUGGUAGGUAUAUCUGGGUGGGUGUUUCAUACUAACAGGUUCCAUCCUUGGGCUUCAAUAUGCUGCUUAAUGUGAUUAAAUUUUGAAAUGUAGAAGUCUGAUUUAGAGGAAGUCUUGUUGCUGACCUUUGGUAAUGAUUCCACUGCUACCUUAUGAUGAUGUAAGAGAAGAGUAAUAUCUGAUGUGAUGGGAGUAUAACAUGAAAAUCAAAAUGGAAGGUAUUCUGUUUAAAGUUUUCUUAAGAAUUUUAUGUUAAGAUGGUUUCUUGUGGAUCUACAGAUCAAUGGUCAACCAUGGUUGUGAAUAUAUAUUUUAAAGUGAUGUUCUAAUAUGUGACCCACUGGGAUACGACACUGUCAACACUCGGUGAAAUGCAGGAGUGUAUGUUUGUAAUCCACCUAUUAAAACUCAGACGAGUAACUUCACAUCACAGUUUCUACAUACAUAGUUUUUUCGUGCAAACUUCACUUAGCAUUCAUUUUUCAUACUUUAUGAUUUUGCUUGACUUAUGGGCAAGUGCAGUGAUUGUGAAGGUAAUCGUCUCUCACUCUGCCAGCUAAUGGAUAUAACUGAGCAGUAGAACCAAUGUUUGUCAGAAGAAUAAGCAGUGGUAACAUUGUUGUUUAUGUUAUCAUGAAUAAUCUGUUAAUGAAUGUUCCUUUAUAAUAUUUCUUUGUUUCCAAGAAAUUUGACUGGUAGUGGCCAAUUUGAUGCAUUUUGAGUGUGAUUGUGACAAUACAAGUUUUGUUGUGGUUCAGCAGGCAAGUUUUAUGAUGCCUUGUCCUACUGUGAUAAAAGGAAAAUAUUAAUUUGGUACAAAAGACUAAAUACUGUUUUCAUUAGUAGAAAAUAAUUUUGGAAUAUUUUGUGAGUGACAAAGUUAUUGAUUUGAUCAUGCUUUAAAUAUCUUAGUUUGGUACUUAUGUGUGGGACCAAUAAUUUAUGGGAGAUUAAGUGUGAUAAACAACAAUGAUGUUUCAUCUGGGUAAUGCUGGUGAUGCCACCACAGACCUACAUGAAUGACAACUGCAGUUAAAGGUACUUAGCCGUUUUAACAUGGAUAACUGGAAAAUACACAUAAAUUGUUUUAUAAAUCUGCAAUUUUCAGCUAAAGUGACUAUAUGGUGCAUUAUUUCAAAAGAAAGAUUUGUUCCUUUUUAAGUUACAAAAAAUCCUUAUACAUGGAUUGGUCAUUCCAUCCUGUAAGAUAGCUGUAUAUGAUUUAGCUUUUCAGACGUUUCUGAAACCAUGUUACAUAUUAAGAACACUAUGAUUUUAAUUUACUAGUUAAAAUGUAACAAGUUUACACACACACACACACACACACACACACACACACACACACACACACACACACACACACACACACACACACACAUUUUGCCAGCUUUAGAGGUUUAAGGUUGGCCAGUCCACCAGACAAAAUGUUCUAAUCACAGUGAGACCCUGACCCAGCCUUUCUACUGAAGAUAUUACGCUUUGUUUCCUCCAACAUGAAAAUUGACCCAUGCACAUGACUUUACAUUGUUGAGAGCUGUAGGCAUUCUAUCUAAAAGUAAUCACAGUACAUGUAGAUCCAUCCAGAUUAUAUUGCCCUAUUUUGGUAAUUUGAAGCUAGUUGAAUUAGUAAUAUAGUUUGCAGCAUUAAUAUUUUGCAAAUGCAUGUUUAAAUACAUUUGCUACUUUUGUUCAGAGAAUGUUUAGCAUAGUGAAAAAGGUUUACACUUUCUUGUUUGUUGUUUUGAGCAUCAAAAUAAUAAUAUUACCACAAAGAGAAAUCACGAUCAUGGCUUAGGGGUCCAUUAGACCUCAAAUUAUUACGGUUUCUGGAUUUCUUUAUUAUUAUUAUUUUUUAAGGCACUAAUGCUUGAGAGCUUGUGAUAAUCCUGGAGUGUUCUCCCACAGUAAGAUAGGUACACAGGCCAGUCCUGAAGAAGCCUUUGUGGCCUGACUGCCAGUCUGGUCCAAAGCCAAGUCCACAUUGGGUCUCAAGUUGCCAGAUAAGUUGAGCAAUUCGUUGCAGAUACCAGUGUUGCCAAAAGUUUACUUUCCUACAAGUAGGGUAUAUCUUACUUCCUUGUCUGUUGUUACUCUACUGUUGGUAACUAGUUCUGGCAAUGAGUUCUGCAACACCAUGGAACUUGAGGCCCAGUGUGGCUGGGGCUUUAUGGUGCUUAAUCAGGAGUUUCCAUGAAUAGGUAAUAUGCAAAAUACUUUUCUCAAUAGUGCUAAUAUAUUAAAAUCACUACAUCACACAGAAUCAGAAAAUCAAGGGGAUCCAGCAGAUCAUUUUUGAAACGAAAAAUAAAUGGCAAUACUUCCUGGGCAUCAGUUAAGGCACUGCCUCCUGUAGAAAUAUUUGUGAUUUGUCAUUGUCUUGAUGCAUUUAUUAGUGUAAAAAUAUGUGGGGAAACUAUACUGAUUGGUGAAUUGUGCUUUAUUAUUUUUUUAUUGCUUUACUACUACUACUAUUACUACUACUACUACUACUACUACUACUACUACUACUACUACUACUACUACAACAACAUUACGAUGACAAUUGCUUGUGUUAGCUAUUUAAUCAUUAUUCAUGGAUGCAUACUUAUAUAUUUCCAUUGCUAGAAUCACCAAAACAGGAGGGAAGAGUUUAAGCUGCAUUACCUUCUAUAUUACAGUGGUUAUGUCAUUGAUUUUUGUUUAAUUAUUAUUUAACAUGUUCCGUUAUAAAAAGAAUGUAUGUGAUUAUAAUUGCAUCAAUUAUUUGUGAAUGUAAUUAAGAGGUAUUGAAUGAGUAUAAUCUACACAAUAAUUCUGACCAGACUAUCAAGCGCUAUGCUUCCUUUCUUAGUUAGCUGUCCUGCUGCACUGUACAAAGAUUUUAUUUUAAUUUAAACAAAAUUUCAUAAAUGAUAGUUA